GGAGCUUUAAACAGUUCUAUUUGUUGAGAAAUAGCCAGUCUGUCUGUCUCACUGCAGCAGAAAUGGCAGAAGCAAAUAUUCUGGUAGGGGAGGAGCAGUUUAGCUGUCCAGUGUGUCUGGAGAUAUUGAAGGACCCAGUCACUACAGCAUGUGGACACUGUUACUGUAUGGGAUGUAUUAAGAACUACUGGGAUCAGACUGAUCAUACAGGUGUCUACAGCUGCCCCCAGUGCAGAGAGACCUUUACCCCAAGGCCUGUUCUGCGCAGAAACACCAUGCUGGCUGAAGUUGUGGAGAAAUUAAAGCAGACAGGACUCAAUCCUCCUCCUGCUCAAAGUUAUGCUGGACCUGGAGAUGUGCCGUGUGAUUUCUGCACUGGAAGAAAGUUCAAAGCUGUGAAAUCCUGUUUGACGUGCCUGGCCUCUUACUGUGAAACACACGUCAAGCCACACUAUGAGGGGACUGCUUUCAAGAGGCACAAGCUGAUCAAUGCAAUUGGAAAUCUGGAGCAGAAGCUUUGUGCUGAACACCAAAAGGUUUUGGAGGUCUUCUGUAGAACGGAUCAGACGUGUAUUUGCUUGUUGUGUUCAGAUCAGGAACACAAGAGUCAUGAUACAGUCUCAGCUGAGACAGAAAGGACUGGAAAACAGAAGCAGCUGGGAGAGACACAGACAGAAAUACAACAGAGAAUCCAGGAGAGACUGAAAGAAGUGGAGGAUCUGAAACAGGCUGUGGAGUCACUGAAAAGAUCUGCACGGAGAGAAAUGCAGGAAAGUGAGAAGAUCUUUUCUGAGCUGAUCCGAUACAUUGAGAAAAUCCACACUGAGGUCAUUGAGCUGAUUGGAGCUAACAAGAAGGUUGCAGUGAAUGAAGCUGAAGGACGCAUGAAGAAACUGGAGCACGAGAUUGCUGAGCUAAGGAGGAGAAACGCUGAGCUGAAACAGCUUUCAGAGACAGAGGAUCACAUCCAUUUUCUACAGAAUUUCCAGUCUCUCUGUGCCCCUCUUGAAGCUGGAAACUUACCCAGCAUUACUGUCAAUACAGACAUCUCUUUUGGGGCUGUGAGGAAAGCUGUAUCUGAACUUAAAAGCCAUAUUGAGGACUUCUGUAAGGGGGAAUUAGUCAAAAUAAACAAAACAGUGAAUGAAACAGCAGUUUAUACCCUGGGGUCUAGGAGCAGUGACAGGUGUUUAAAAGUGAAUGAAGUUGCAGUUUACAGUCUGCAGGCUCCAGAGCCAAGGAACAGAGCUGAGUUUUUAAAAUAUUCCUGUCAGCUCACACUGGACCCCAACACAGCGAAUAGAAAGCUCUUCCUGUCUGAAGGGAACAGAAAGGUUACACGGAGGAGUGAGACCCAGCCAUAUCCCGAUCACCCAGAGAGAUUUGACAGCAAGGCCCAAGUGCUAUGCAGAGAGUGUUUGUCUGGGACUCGCUGUUAUUGGGAGAUUGAGUGGAAUAAGGAAUGGGUUUCUAUAGGAGUCACAUAUAAAGGAAUCAGCAGGAAAGGAGAUCGUUCCUGUCUCUUUGGAUACAAUGACAAGUCCUGGAGUUUGCACUGCUCUGGUUCCAGAUACUCUGCCUGGCACAAUAGCAAUGAAAGUUUAGUAGCUGCCCCCCACUCCCCCAGAAUAGGAGUGUAUCUGGACUUUAAUGCCGGUACUCUGUCAUUUUAUGGCGUCUCUGACACAAUGACCCUCCUGCACAGAUUCCAAACCACAUUCACUGAGCCUCUCUAUCCUGGGUUUAGACUUCACUGGCAUUCUGAUUCCACUGUAGCAAUCUGCCAGCUGAACUAGACUGUUUUGUGUUUUAAGAAAACCUUUGUAUUGAACCUUUGUAUUGUCUGUCCUCUCCACUCUUCGGGUGCAGGGAAUGUUCAAUCUGACAUUGUCUGUGUGGAUCCAUUGUGUAAAAUCAAGCAGUCAAUCUGGAAGAUCAAUACAGUGUGUUGUUAUCUCCACAAGCCCUCUUUCUGUAUCUCUCCUCCUCUUCUCUCCUCUCUUUCUUUCUUUCUAGAGUUGUAAACAUAAUUGGACAUUAUGGGUGUUGGGCAACCAUGGAUGCAGUCAGAGGGCAUAGUUUACGAAAGGUCACUACAUUUGGAGUUAGCGCUCAUGUAAAGUAGUGAGCCUAACCUGUGUGAUAAAUCUAAAUAUAGUGCCCCAUUUAUUAACAGCGAAUGCAUUAAUUUAUGUGGACAGUAUUUGGCUCAUUUAUAUAACAUACCAUGCAUGCUACAUGGAUUGUGAGCGAUAAUUUAAUGUGCAUGAUAAUGUCAGAGACUUACCCAUGACCACUGUCAUAUCAAAAGCCCUAGCAGUCCAGGCGUAUCUUUUGAUCAGUAGCUUAUUGUGAAGGUGGUGGUGGCUUACAUUGAUAAAAAAUGAGCGAUCAACAGACACAGCACUCAGCAGCAGGACAGGCAGAGGUGGCAUAAUGUGAAACUGCACUGCACACCUUUUAAUUUGAACAUGUAUUCAUUGUCUGAUGUAAAGAAAAAGCCUGUUUCCUUUCUCCUUUAAUGCAUAUACAAUAAAAGUUGUGUUGUGAA
Messenger RNA from Acipenser ruthenus (sterlet), 2551 nucleotides. Its product is annotated as tripartite motif-containing protein 16-like. Lineage: Eukaryota; Metazoa; Chordata; Actinopteri; Acipenseriformes; Acipenseridae. Gene Ontology annotation, molecular function: protein binding; zinc ion binding. Bases 63 to 1796 code for a protein of 577 amino acids. The record is from RefSeq and is a predicted model, not a curated record. The transcript is spliced from 7 exons.